AAACUAGCUAUAGUUUUAAAGGGCGGAACUCUAUUUAUAUCGAAAAAUAAACAAACAUUGUAUUUUUAAUAUACAAUCUUAUUGAGAAGACAAUUCUUUAAACUUUAGGGGAUCCAAAAUGUCAGACAAGUCAAGUCUUUUAACAAGUAUGGAAAUGUCAGUAAAAAAGAGGGACGAUGCAACUAAGGAUCUAUACUUUGAAGAUGGUGAAAGAGUUAUUGAUUAUGUUUUAGCUUACGAGAUCGUUGAAAACGAAGCUCCAGAAAUAGCAAAAAAAAAAGCUGAUUGGAGAAAAACAUACUUGGAAAAUAUAAUAAACGAAGGACUAGAGAUUGAAGAAACUAUAUCCCCUAAAAAUAAUAAUAAAGAAGAAUAUGGUACAUUUGGAGAAACCAAAAAGGAAGAUGUUAUUCGCUUUGUCAAAGUACAUGCGCCAUUUGAUAUUUUAUGUGAAUAUGCUGAAGAUUUAAAAAUGAAAAUGCCCAUAAAAGAUUAUGAUAUAAAUAUCAAUGAAUGGUACCAUGGAAAAUUGCACAGCAUGAUUGAAAAUAUUGAUCCAUUUGUAAUUCGUGAUAAGCAUACACGUGAUGAGAAAAAAUUCUUUGUUAAAGUUUUUGACCAAGACCAACUAUCACAAUUUAUUUACAGUGAUAAACCGUUUUUUUUUUCCACCAUUGAAAGAAGAAGAAUAGUUUAUUCCAUUCUUGAAAAAACUCAUUAUGAUAAAGGAGAAUUAGAUUUAGGUAUAGAUAAUCUUCAAGCAAACGGUAUCUUUCUUGAUAUCUAUCCAUUGCACAGUGGACCAGUAAAAAAAAAUGCAAAAGAUACCCCAAUAAAUGAUCGUCAAUUUUUACAAGAAGAUUGGGCAAGUUUGAAACGUAUUUUUAAAUACCAACCUAUUGAGGCCAUUCGAAGUUAUUUUGGUGAAAAAGUUGCACUAUAUUUUGCAUGGCUUGGCUUAUACACAACAUUUCUUGUCCCAGCUGCGAUUGUUGGUUUUUUUUGUUUUUUGUAUGGUGUGAUUUCAACAUAUGAUUCUCCCAUUGUUAAAGAAGUUUGUAAUCCAAACAAUCAGACAGAUGGCACAUAUAAAUUUUACAUGUGUCCCUUGUGUGAUAAAAUUUGCUCUUAUUAUUUGCUUCAUAGUCAAGGUUGCAUUUAUUCUAAAAUUACUCAUUUCUUUGAUAAUGACUCCACUUUGUUUUUUGCUGUAUUUAUGUCUCUUUGGGCUACCAUAUACUUAGAGUUUUGGAAGCGCAAAGAAAUAUCCCUCGCCUAUGAAUGGCAUACUAUGGAUUUUGAAGAAGAAGAAGAGCGUCCUAGACCAGAAUACCUUGCAAAAGUCACAAGGCUUAAAAAAAACCCAGUUACUAUGAAAAUGGAGCCUUACAUGCCAACAACUCAAAGAUAUACUCGCCUUUUUGGUGCUUUUGGAGUUGUCUUGUUUUUUAUGGUUUUAGUUCUUAGUGCUGUUGUUGGUGUUAUUAUUUUUCGAGCUGCGUUUUAUAUUUUUCUUAUUGGUCAACGUAAUGAAACUGUUCGAAGUCGCUCUAAAAUGGUUGUUUCUGCUUGUGCUGCUUGUGUUAACUUAGUUGCUAUAAAUCUUUUAAAGUUUGUUUACCAGAGAAUUGCAGUCAAGUUGACUAAUUGGGAGAACCCACGGACAGCAACAGACUACGAAGAUAGCUUUACAAUUAAAAUGUUUUGGUUUCAGUUUGUCAACACAUAUGCUUCAAUUUUUUAUGUAGCUUUUUUCAAAAGUGAAUUUUUUGUUGGCAGUCCUGGAAAUUACAAGAGGUUUACUAAUCAGAAAUUUCGUUUUGAUGGUUGUUCUGUUCAAGGAUGUUUUCUUGAGUUGACUAUUCAACUUGUGAUUAUCAUGGUUGGACAACAAAUAAUUGGAAAUACCAUGGAAAUUUUAAUUCCGUUUUUGAAAAACAAAUAUCGAAACUGGAGGUAUGAAAAACUUACUUCAUAUACAGCAACUGAUGAACCUCAAUGGGUUACUGAUUUUGAAGGCGAAAUGCAGACUAAGUUCUCUUUGUUUUGGCAAUACUUAGAAAUAGUUCUUCAGUUUGGCUUUGUUACAAUGUUUGUGGCUGCGUUCCCAUUGGCUCCAUUGGUAGCUCUUUUGAACAAUAUUAUUGAAAUAAGAUUGGAUGCUGUUAAUUUUAUACAUAAUUUCCGACGAACACAUCCAAGUCCAGCAGAAGAUAUUGGUGCAUGGUAUGGAAUCUUGGCUACUUUAACAAUGUUUUCGACAAUUGUUAAUGCAUUUGUGCUUGCAUUCACUUCAGAACUUAUACCACGUUUAGUGUGGAUUUAUUAUAAAUCUCCUGAUGGUAAGUUAGAUGGUUUUACGGACUGGUCAAUGUCAAAGUUUAGAGUGGCUGACUUCUCAAAUGAUUCUAUGCCUGAAAGUCCAACAAAGAAUGGUAUAAAACAACAAGAAUAUUGCAGAUAUCCUGGUUUUCAUGAAGAUACUUUUCCAUACAGAUAUAGCCGUGACUAUUGGGUUGUUCUCACUGCUCGUCUUGCCUUUGUAAUUGCCUUUCAAGCAUUUGUUCUUACAGUUAAAGAAACAGUUGCAUAUUUAAUUCCUGAUGUUCCAAAAUCUUUGGAAUUAAAAAUUAAACGUGAGAAAUAUUUGGCUGAGCAGCACGAUCGUGUUCACAAAGAAAAAGUAGGGAAGCGUAAACCGAAAACAUUAGGAUUGACUGAUUCAAUAAAUAAUUCGACCCAACAAAACUAUGACGAACGUUUAGAGCCAGCAAUGUCGCCUAUGGUUUAGUUAAGUUUAAUUUUAAGUAUUUGAGACAAAAAUUUU
Messenger RNA from Hydra vulgaris (swiftwater hydra), 2827 nucleotides. RefSeq names its product anoctamin-4. Gene Ontology annotation, biological process: chloride transmembrane transport. Gene Ontology annotation, molecular function: protein dimerization activity; chloride channel activity. NCBI's taxonomy places the organism in Eukaryota, Metazoa, Cnidaria, Hydrozoa, Anthoathecata, Hydridae. Gene Ontology annotation, cellular component: plasma membrane. The record is from RefSeq and is a predicted model, not a curated record.